This is a messenger RNA of Arabidopsis thaliana (thale cress), 5158 nucleotides long. RefSeq names its product abscisic aldehyde oxidase 3 (gene AAO3). Gene Ontology annotation, cellular component: cytoplasm. Gene Ontology annotation, molecular function: oxidoreductase activity; 2 iron, 2 sulfur cluster binding; iron ion binding. The record is from RefSeq and is marked reviewed. Gene Ontology annotation, biological process: oxoacid metabolic process. NCBI's taxonomy places the organism in Eukaryota, Viridiplantae, Streptophyta, Magnoliopsida, Brassicales, Brassicaceae. The transcript has 11 exons. The coding region runs from base 199 to 4197 and encodes 1332 amino acids.
AUAGAUGUGCGUGAAAGAGGCGCAACUAUAAGAGAAGCUGAUAUGAAACUCUUCAUCACAUCUCCCUCAAACUUAUUUCUCUCUUUAAUUGGUUAAAUCUCCACACCCACUUCGUGUUUUCUUGAUUCGUUUCCUGGGUUUCUCAAAAAUCUAACCUUAUAAUUGGAAAAAUUCUGGUGUCACUGCUCUGGGAAAAAAAUGGAUUUGGAGUUUGCAGUUAAUGGGGAACGAUUCAAGAUUGAUUCUGUUGAUCCAUCAACGACCUUACUUGAGUUCUUGCGAUUGAACACUCCUUUCAAGAGUGUCAAGCUCGGCUGUGGCGAAGGAGGGUGUGGUGCUUGUCUUGUAGUGUUAUCUAAAUAUGAUCCAGAGUUAGAUCAAGUGAAGGAAUGUUGUAUAAACUCUUGUCUCACUCUUCUCUGUAGUGUAAAUGGAUGUUCCAUUACUACAUCUGAAGGUCUUGGAAACACGAAGAAAGGAUUUCAUCCGAUUCAUAAGCGGUUCGCGGGUUUUCACGCCUCUCAAUGCGGGUUUUGUACACCAGGGAUGUGUAUUUCUCUCUACUCAUCUCUUGCAAAUGCUGAGAAUAACAGCUCUAAAGAUUUUACGGUUUCUGAAGCUGAGAAAUCUGUUUCGGGUAAUCUUUGUCGAUGUACUGGUUAUCGUCCCAUUGUCGAUGCUUGUAAGAGUUUUGCUUCUGAUGUUGAUAUUGAGGACUUAGGGUUAAAUUCCUUUUGGAAAAAAGGAGAAAGCAAAGAGGUUAUGUUUAAGAAUUUGCCUCCUUAUAACCCCAAAGACCAUCUUGUAACAUUCCCUGAGUUCUUGAAGAAGAAAGAGAAGGUUGAUAAUGGUUCGGAUCAUUUGAAGUAUCGUUGGACCACUCCUUUUAGUGUGGCUGAGCUUCAUAACAUAAUGGAAGCAGCUAACUCUGGAGACUCGUUGAAGUUAGUUGUAGGCAACACGGGUACAGGUUACUAUAAAGACGAGGAACGGUUUGAUAGAUAUAUUGAUAUCAGUAACAUUCCGGAGAUGUCAAUGAUCAAGAAAGAUGAGAAAGGAAUUGAAAUAGGAGCAGCUGUUACUAUAUCGAAUGCUAUUGAUGCUUUGGAGAAGGAAAGCAAAUCUUCUUAUGUUUUCAAGAAAAUGGCCACUCAUAUGGAGAAAAUUGGCAACCGUUCUAUCCGAAACUCGGGUAGUAUUGGUGGUAAUCUAGUGAUGGCACAGAGCAGAAAGUUUCCUUCUGAUGUUACCACUUUGUUGCUCGCUGUAGAUGCCUCGGUGUAUAUGUUAAAUGGUAGGAAAACCGAGAAGGUUACGCUACAGGAGUUUCUUGAAUUGUCUCCGGUGUUAGACUCCAAACGCGUUCUUUUAAAGGUUGAGAUUCCAUCAUGGACUGCUCCUUCUGGUGAUGACACUGAAUUUCUCUUUGAAAGCUAUCGAGCCGCACCUCGUUCUAUUGGAAAUGCAUUGCCUUACUUGAACGCUGCUUUCUUGGCGCUAGUGUCUCGCCAAGAAGCAUCAAGAAAAGGUGUAACGGUAGAAAAAUGCUUCCUGGCAUUUGGUUCUUAUGGCGGGGAUCAUUCGAUCAGGGCGAUAGAAGUGGAGACUUUCUUGACAGGUAAAUUACUUAGCUACAGUGUUCUAUAUGAAGCUGUUGGUUUACUUAAAGGAAUCAUAGUCCCUGGCAAAGACACCUUGCACUCGGAAUAUAGAAAAAGCUUGGCUGUUGGAUAUCUUUUUGAGUUUUUUUACCCACUGAUCGAGAGUGGCCAUAGAAUAUGUAGUCUUGAUUCAGGGAAUAAGCAUAACAACAGCCAUGUUGAUACCGUAAAAUCUCUUCCCUUCCUCUCAUCUUCACAGCAAGUAUUAGAGAGCAAUGAAUUUAAACCUAUUGGUGAAGCAGUUAUCAAAGUUGGAGCUGCCUUACAAGCUUCUGGUGAGGCGGUUUUUGUUGAUGAUAUACCGACUUUACCAGACUGUCUUCAUGGAGCAUUCAUUUAUAGCACAGAGCCUUUGGCUAAGAUAAAAAGCUUAAGCUUCAGAGAGAAUGUAACUCCUACUGGAGUUUUUGCUGUUCUUACUUUCAAGGAUAUUCCACAACAAGGACAAAACAUUGGUUCCAAGACCCUUUUUGGACCAGGACCUUUAUUUGCAGAUGAACUAACUCGAUGUGCAGGUCAAAGAAUUGCUCUUGUGGUUGCAGACACACAGAAACAUGCAGACAUGGCUGCAAAACUUGCAGUAGUUGAGUAUGAUACAAAGAAUUUAGAACAACCGAUAUUAACUGUCGAAGAUGCAGUUAAAAGAUCUAGCUUUUUCGAGGUUCAUCCGAUGUUUUACCCCGAACCAGUAGGUGAUGUUAUAAAAGGAAUGGAAGAAGCUGAGCGAAAGAUAAUCUCCUCUGAGUUGAGGCUAGGGUCACAGUACUUCUUCUAUAUGGAGCCACAAACAGCACUUGCCUUGCCAGACGAAGACAAUUGUGUCAAGGUAUUUAGUUCAUCUCAAGCACCUGAGUACGUACAUUCGGUUAUUGCUACAUGUCUUGGCAUUCAAGAGCAUAACGUGAGAGUCAUCACUAGAAGAGUUGGUGGUGGCUUUGGUGGUAAAGCUGUAAAGUCAAUGCCUGUUGCAACCGCAUGCGCACUAGGCGCAUACAAGUUGCAACGUCCUGUUAAGAUGUUUUUGAACCGCAAGACGGAUAUGAUAAUGGCUGGAGGAAGACAUCCGAUGAAGAUAAAUUACAAUGUGGGAUUUAGAUCAGAUGGGAAGCUCACAGCACUGGAGCUUACAAUGCUUAUAGAUGCAGGGCUUGAGCCAGACGUAAGUCCAAUCAUGCCGCGGAAUAUAAUGGGUCCGCUGAGGAAGUAUGACUGGGGAGCUUUGUCAUUUGAUGUAAAAGUGUGUAAGACGAAUUGUCUGAGUAGAACAGCGAUGAGAGCUCCCGGGGAAGUUCAAGGUUCUUACAUAGCGGAAUCCAUUAUCGAGAAUGUAGCUUCUUCUCUUCAAAUGGAUGUUGAUGCAGUGAGAAAAAUAAACCUUCAUACUUAUGAUAGCCUUAGAAAAUUCUACAAUCACAUUGCUGGUGAUCCUGAUGAAUAUACACUGCCUUUAUUAUGGGAGAAACUUGAGAUAUCUUCAAAGUUCAAGGAAAGAUCUGAGAUGGUGAAGGAGUUUAAUCUUUGUAAUGUAUGGCGAAAGAGAGGGAUUUCUCGAGUACCUAUAGUCCAUCAAGUUAUGCAGAGACCGACCCCGGGGAAAGUAAGCAUACUGAGUGAUGGUUCUGUUGUAGUUGAGGUUGGAGGAAUUGAGAUAGGGCAAGGAUUGUGGACUAAAGUACAACAGAUGGUUGCUUAUGGUCUCGGUAUGGUUAAAUGCGAAGGAAACGAAAAGCUCUUGGAUAGAAUACGUGUAGUUCAGUCCGAUACACUAGGUAUGAUCCAAGGAGGUUUCACUGCUGGUAGCACGACAUCCGAGAGCAGUUGUGAAGCCGUUAGGCUUUGCUGUGUUAUCUUGGUGGAGAGAUUGAAACCUAUAAUGGAUCAGAUGAUGAUGGAGAAGUCAGGUUCCGUGACAUGGAACAUACUCAUUCAACAAGCGUAUGGUCAGUAUAUUAAUUUAUCGGCGAGUACAUUGUAUAAGCCAGAGUAUUCUUCCAUGGAAUAUCUCAACUAUGGAGUUGGAGUCAGCGAGGUGGAAGUGGACCUUGUGACAGGAAAAACCGAGAUUUUAAGAUCCGAUAUUAUUUAUGACUGUGGAAAGAGUCUUAAUCCUGCAGUUGAUUUAGGACAGACCGAAGGAGCAUUUGUUCAAGGCAUCGGGUUUUUCAUGAUGGAAGAGUACACUACUGAUGAGAAGGGGCUUGUGGUGCAACAAGGCACUUGGGACUACAAAAUACCGACUGUGGACACAAUCCCAAAACACUUCAACGUUGAGAUUGUCAACACUGGUCAUCAUAAAAACCGCGUUCUCUCCUCCAAAGCGUCGGGUGAGCCGCCAUUGCUUUUAGCAGCUUCUGUUCAUUGUGCAACAAGAUCAGCCAUUAGGGAAGCUCGGAAACAUUCCCUUUCAUCGAACUUCAUUGAUGGGUCUGAUUCGGAAUUUGAGUUACCUGUUCCAGCGACUAUGCCUGUGGUGAAGUCUCUUUGCGGAUUGUAUAGUGUAGAGAAAUACUUACAAGGAAAGAUCAAAGGACAAUAAAGGCAAAGCAAACCCAGAGGAAGAGGUAUUGGUAGAUGUAGCCAAGACAGUACCAACCUUGACCUCCGAGAUUUCUUUCUCACCUUGGGUCAUUAGUUUUCCAAGCUGAGAGUGUGUAAAUAACAGAGUUAGUAGGUGUUUUACUAUAUAAACCAUUACACGGGACUACCCUGAAACAUAAGGACUACCGUGUCCAAUUUUCUGUUAACGAGAGCAUCAGCCAUUCUACUGUCAGAAUAUUCACAGCUUCCACAAUCAUCCUUGCUCGGACUACGGUCAACAUAUUUGUCGCCAGCAUAAUCCCAAACACGCUUUGUUUCAAGCUCAAGUAAAUAGCGAUGCCCUUUCUCCUCCCAAUGCCUUCUGGCACGUCCUUCCUUGUACCUACGAUAAUUACAAAGCAAAACUGGUUAACCUUUAACAGACGAGACGGAAACAUGUCUCCAUGCUGAUUACAAGAGAGUGCAAUCCAUACCUCCAGCAGGCAAAAACCCCGCCCAGAGAUUUCCCGCUGCUUGGCUAUAUCGGCAAUCCUGAGAACAAAAACAACACCCCAUAGAUACAUGAAAAAAACUGCACAAGAUCAAAACAACAAGAAAAUGCUAAAAGAAGCUUACUGGACAAGAAGAAUCUGGCCAAUUGGAAAGACAUGAACCAUUGAAGCAUUGAUUGCGCAUGGUUGUAAGAAUGCCACCAGUGUCUUGGUCUAAUCAUUCUGAAACAGGAGCAUAUAGAAACACAAGGUUUAGAAUAUAUCGUAGCCAAAUACAUGACACUAGAGAUACUGUCAGUUAUAGUACUAAUACCUAUACCGUAGGAAGAUUCCUUAUCCUGAUAGAAAUCAUUUUGUUUUGUUUAUUUACAUGUUAUAGCCAUUAACCAGAACUCAAUAUCAGGAUUACUAUCAUAAGUUAAAAGUUAACACCACUGGAAUCUGGAUAUCAUAAAUUUUCAUGGAAUU